AUGCCUGUUAUUCCCGAUUCAUCUGACUUUCCGUCAGCCUCAACGAAGGGAGGCAACAAGUCCGAAAACAAAUCAGGGGAGCAACGAGAGAAAGCAUCGGCCAUAGACCACCUGUCAAAGGGCCCUCAUAUCCCAGACAGUGAGAAAUCAGUUCGUCAUGCACGUGAUCUCGCGACGGCUUUCAAGGGCGUGUGGCCACCCUUCAUCAACGCGUCAAAAAGGGCUCCUCAUGCCACCGGAACGAACGAACGUGCCGGUGAAGCUGUCUCUGCCGCUGGUAAAUGCCUUUCUAUCUUACGACUUUUGACGCUUGUUGCUAACGACCUCCAAAUCCAGCAAUACCAGCAGGACAUCUUCACCGAACUACGCGCCGAGGAUGAGCUGGUUAUCCUGGCUCGCGGCCUGGGGCUGCUUCACCUCGUAACGAAUCUCCUUCAUUUCUAUGAUGCAGCGGGCAAUAAUCUGGUAUUGGUGGUGGGUGCGGAUGAUCGCGAAAAUGAGUGGAUCGGAGAGGCAUUAGCGGAGCAUUAUGCGAUUAGUAGGACCCCGCUUGCACGGGGGUUGAAGGUCGUCAAUACGGAAAGGGCCACAGUACCGAUGCGAGAGCGAAUCUAUGCCGAAGGCGGUAUUCUGAGUGUAACGUCCAGGAUAUUGGUUGUAGAUUUGCUAUCAAAGCUUCUUGAUCCCGAGAAAGUCACGGGGAUGAUCAUUCUGCAUGCUGAUAAGGUUCUGGCAACGUCUCUGGAGGCAUUUAUAACUCGCAUCUACCGGCAGUCAAAUAAGCGAGGGUUCUUGAAGGCGUUUUCAGACUCUCCCGAGCCCUUCACGACUGGAUUCGCCCCGCUCGCUAAUAUGCUGCGGAAUCUCUUCCUUCGUAAAGCAUCUCUAUGGCCUAGAUUCCAUGUCUCUGUGGCUGAAGCUUUGGAAGGUAACCGAAAGGCCGAGGUUAUUGAACUGGAGGUUCCAAUGAGCGCGAAAAUGAGAGAAAUCCAAAAUUCCGUCCUUGAGUGUGUGGAGAUUAGCAUUGGCGAGCUCCGGAAAUCUAACACGGGGUUGGACAUGGAGGAGUGGACGUUGGAUAGUGCCUUGCACAGAAACUUCGAUGUUUCGAUUCGACGACAGUUAGAUCCCAUCUGGCAUCGCGUGACCUUUAGGACGAGGCAGAUCGUCAGCGAUCUGACUGAUCUUCGGGGCAUUCUGCAUGCUCUGCUCACCUACGAUGCGGUGUCUUUUAUGAAAUACCUAGACACAAUUGUGUCAGCGCACUCGCCCCCUCCAGGAUCCAACAAACACAGCUAUUCCCCCUGGCUUUUCCUUGAUGCUGCCCAUGUUCUUUUUCAAACAGCAAAAUCGCGAGUAUAUCAGGGCAAAAUCAACGACGAGAUGUCCCGAGCCUGGUCAUCAACUAGAUUUUCGACAGAGUUGCAGCCCGUUCUUGAACCUCUUCCUAAGUGGGAGGUCCUCACAGAGGUCCUUGGGGAAAUAGAGCAGGAUGCCUACUUGAACCCAGCGAGCACAGAAGACUCCAACGGAACGAUAUUGAUUAUGUGCAGUGACCAACGCACCUGCCGUCAGCUUCGAGAAUACAUUGGCACUAUGCAUGCCAAAGUCAACCAUGCGUCACGCAUGGAUCAUGAGGGCGAUGAUGAUGAAUCCUCCGCAGAAGUGAUGAUGCGACGUCGAUUGCGAGACUAUCUUAACUGGAAACGGUCAUUGUCUAAUGUUAACAAGAACCUAUCCCAUACCGGAGAAGGGGAAAGGCGUGCAGAAUCAGCAAGGCCGGGCCAGCAACAGGGCAGACCUCCUCCCAAUAAACGUCGCCGGGUACGUGGAGGAGGUGCAGUGAACUCAGCCUCCGGUCGGGUGCCAGACAGCAGUGUCCAAACAGAGGUCGAGUUACCGGCGCAAGUCCUUAGCCUACUCGAGGAAAUUCAGCCCACCGAGGCCGAAGAAAUACAAAAGGAGGAGAUCGUUGUUGACGACCUCGAGGAUAUGGAGGAUUUUUACGAACUUUACGAAAUGAAUGACCUGGUCAUGAUACACCCAUACGAUGGCGACAUGGAUGAGCACAUCUUGGAGGAGGUUCGACCUCGGUAUAUCAUCAUGUACGAGCCGGAUGCAGCAUUUAUCCGCCGGGUUGAAGUUUAUCGCAGCUCUCAUGUGGGCAGGAAUGUGAAGGUGUAUUUUCUCUCUUAUGAAGGCUCUGUCGAGGAGCAGCGGUACUUGAGCGCCGUGCGGCGGGAGAAAGAUGCCUUCACGAAGUUGAUUAAGGAGAAAGCAAAUAUGGCGGUUACUUUGACGCAUGACAAACGCGCCGAAGACCCACAAGAACAAUUCCUGCGUACAGUCAACACUCGCAUUGCAGGAGGUGGAAGGCUCGCAGCGACGGCAGCUCCUCCACGGGUAGUGGUUGAUGUGCGCGAGUUUCGAAGCGCUCUCCCAUCCCUCCUGCAUGGCAACAACAUGAUUGUCAUCCCCUGUCAACUGACCGUGGGUGAUUACGUUCUCACGCCCGAGAUUUGCGUAGAGCGCAAGUCCAUUCGCGACUUGAUCUCUUCUCUUCGUAACGGCCGCCUCUACAAUCAGGCUGAGACAAUGGUUCAACACUACAAGAACCCGCUUCUUCUAAUUGAGUUCGACCAGAACAAAUCUUUCACGUUCGAUGCUUUUGCAUCCAUCUCCACAGGCACAACUUUCUUGACCGACUACGGGUUCUCCUCCAAGGGACAAGCGACCAGCUCAAGUACCAGUGCACUCGCCAAUCCCUCCAACCCGAAAUCGGCACAACAUUUAUUGGUUCUGCUUACGCUCGCCUUCCCACGGCUGAAAAUAAUCUGGUCCUCAUCGCCUUACCAAACGGCUGAAAUAUUUGCCGAGCUCAAGAAGAAUGCCGCCGAGCCGGAUCCUCUCCAAGCUGUACAAAUCGGGCUAGACAUUGACAUUUCGGGAUCUUCAUAUCCUGGUGAUAUCAUGGCCGCAGCUGGAAUCGAGCACCGGACAUUUAAUCUUCUCCCGCAGGAUAUGUUGCGGGCUGUGCCAGGGGUGACACCCCAAGCCCUCGACAGGCUUAUUAUUGAGACCGAAAACCUGCAUGAAAUCGCCAAUAUGGAAGUGGAGCAGCUGGACCCGUUGGUUGGCAAAGAAGCUGCCCGAAAUAUUGUUGCAUUCUUCCGAAAGAGUGUCUUCGACGAUUGA
This is a messenger RNA of Penicillium canariense, 3195 nucleotides long. RefSeq names its product DNA repair protein rad16. Gene Ontology annotation, molecular function: damaged DNA binding; single-stranded DNA binding; single-stranded DNA endonuclease activity. NCBI's taxonomy places the organism in Eukaryota, Fungi, Ascomycota, Eurotiomycetes, Eurotiales, Aspergillaceae. Bases 1 to 3195 code for a protein of 1064 amino acids. The record is from RefSeq and is a predicted model, not a curated record. Gene Ontology annotation, cellular component: nucleotide-excision repair factor 1 complex. Gene Ontology annotation, biological process: double-strand break repair via homologous recombination; nucleotide-excision repair involved in interstrand cross-link repair; double-strand break repair via single-strand annealing, removal of nonhomologous ends. The transcript has 8 exons.